UUCUCCUUUCCUUGCCCCCUGUAAUAGACGAGCCGUGUCGUCCCCCUUUCCUCUUCGUCGCCGUGCUCGACGUUCUCCAGCCAUCUCUCGUCGCUGCCACUGACGUCGUAACGACCUGCCUAACGACGACCGCUCCACUCCUUCCAUCAGUCUGGCCCCGGCGACACCGCGCGGUCGCAUUUCUUCCUCGCCGGACCUUCUUUCUUUCGCGUUCUAACCAUACAAACGCGCCGUCAAAGCUUACAGAUAGCAAUAACGAUCAUUAACGACCAUUCAUGAAUAUGCACAGACAGCUCACAAAGACCCCACCGAGCUCGCCUCGCGACGCGAAGAGCGUGCCGGAACCAUAUCCCAUUCCAAGCACCAACCCUGCGAGCCAGUAUACGCUGCUCGAGAAGCUGGGGACAGGCAGCUUCGGGACCGUGUACAAGGCCAUGCACAACGAGACGAAGCAGAUCGUCGCCAUCAAGCAGAUUGACCUCGAGGACACGGACGACGACAUCUCCGAGAUCCAGCAGGAGAUCGCAAAUCUUGCACUUUUCGACUCGGAAUAUGUGACGCGCUAUUAUGGCUCGUUCGUCGUUGCGUACAAGCUAUGGAUCGUCAUGGAAUACCUCGCAGGUGGUUCAUGUCUUGACUUACUUAAGCCCGGAGUAUUCUCAGAGGCACAUAUCGCAGUAAUCUGCAAGGAGCUGCUGCAAGGACUCGACUAUCUUCACAGUGAAGGUACAAUCCAUCGGGACAUCAAGGCAGCCAACGUCCUCCUGUCCGCAUCGGGGAAGGUCAAGCUGGCCGACUUUGGUGUUGCGGCGCAAUUGACGAACACGCUGCGACACACGUUCGUGGGAACACCAUUUUGGAUGGCGCCGGAGGUGAUCCGGCAGGCAGGAUACGACUCCAAGGCAGACAUCUGGAGUCUCGGGAUUACUGCGAUUGAGAUGGCGAAAGGAGAGCCGCCAUUGGCAGAGUACCACCCUAUGCGAGUGCUAUUCUUGAUUCCGAAGGCGAAGCCUCCAGUGCUCGAAGGAGCCUUUUCCGCCGCGUUCAAGGACUUUGUCACACAGUGCUUGACCAAAGACUCUAACACUCGCCCAACAGCGAAAGAGCUGCUUCAACACCGGUUCAUCAAGUCUUCACGGAAGACUUCGUAUCUGACCGAAUUGAUCGAGCGCUACCAAGACUAUCGUGCGCGGACACCAGGCAAAGGGCUGCAGAUGUACCAGCCAACAGUUCGUAACAGCGGUGCGUGGGAUGGCACCCUUCGCAGUGACUGGAGCUUCGACACUGUGCGCACAACAUCCGCGAUGGGUUCGCUGCGCAGUAUGGCCAGAGACAUUACGCCUCCCGGAACGAUUCCCGACGAGGGGUAUUACGAGGCGUCGAUGUACGACGAGGAGUCUAUUGACACGAGCGCUGCGACCAAAGGCAGCGAAGUACCGCUGUCAAGCUCAGGCGCACUUGGCAUGAACUCAGAGGCACAGUACUCAACGGUGAUAAUCAAGCAGGUUCCAACCAUUGCAGACGUGAAAGACGUCCCGCCGAUGGUGACGGACGACUCGUCAGACGAGACGGUUGGAAAUGGCGAUCCCGAGACGCCGCCCCCAUCAGUAGAGGCGUCAGAGCCGCCGCCUGCGUAUUCGGGCUCUGUACGCUCCGUCCGUUCGACGCGAAGGGCAUCGUUCCAAGCGCGGAAUAACACGAGCAUUGGGACGGUCCUAGGCGAAGCGGAUAUUGGGAAUGGGGUCGAUACGAUUAGGCCGGUGAAGAAGGUCGAUACGGUGAGGUCAUUGAGGAUGUCCGAAGAGUAUGUGGGGACCACGCGAAGCAGGGAGGGCAGAGAGGGUAGCUCGUCUAGUCCCUCUUCGCCUACGACCAGCCCAAAGUCAUCACAGAAGCGAGCUACGAGCGAGGCGGCCGAGGCGGGGAGAUCGAUUGUUGAUGACGUCAUGGUGCCGUUACUUGCGAAGGUGACACGGGAUGAUAUGGAUGCUCGCGAGAUUGAGUCGCUGAGUAUGAUUUCGCGUGGGUUCGAGGAACUCAGGGACGUCAAUCCUGAGCUUGCUUACAACAUCAUCCUCGAUGUUCUUUCAAGCAUCAAUGAGAAUCCUGCCGUGCGUCAACACAUACAAACAUCUCGCGGUCUCUUCCCUCACAAACGCAUCAUUCGGAGAAGUGAAAUGACAGCCAAGGGUCUCGUCGUCACCGAAGAGGAGGAGAUUUCUGGCUUGCCGCCCCCAUCAACUGCGAACGCGCCGAAUGGAGAACCUAGUUCGCCGACUCGGAAAUCGCCCAUUUCGGAGCUGCUCUAUAUGCGCUGGCUUGAAGGCUUGCGGCUGAAGUGGCCAAGUAUCCUAUAGCGAUUUCUGCCAUCCCGGACACCGAUUAUAUGCAUGAUCCCUGACGUGGUCUUGGACAGCCUGUGUCUGGUAAUGUUGCCAUCCACGACAUCGACAUGAUUUCUGCACUUGCAUCUCCGUUGUCUCUCGUUGUCUCGCGCUCCGCCCCUCCAUCUCUCGGACUCUUCUUGCAACUGCACUAUAUUGUGACUCAAUAUUUCUUGCCGUCGGUGUAAACGCCCACUUCGCCCCCUCCGAUCCUUGUCUCACUAUUGUAUCAUCUAUCAUUGGGAUGGGCUUCCAUCUUAGUUGUCUGUGCGUUCUACGAUUCAUCAUGCACUAUAUGAAAGCUUUUUACCACGUCACGGACUCUCCAUAGGUGUGCGUUUAGCUCGAACCUGUGCAGAAUGUAGUCUAAAUUGAUCUUGCUGGAUGCAGAAUCUGAGAAUCACUUGCUCGCAAUAGAAGCUGCUUGGCUUUGCC
This is a messenger RNA of Laetiporus sulphureus 93-53, 2819 nucleotides long. RefSeq names its product Pkinase-domain-containing protein. The record is from RefSeq and is a predicted model, not a curated record. Gene Ontology annotation, biological process: protein phosphorylation. Lineage: Eukaryota; Fungi; Basidiomycota; Agaricomycetes; Polyporales; Laetiporaceae. The coding region runs from base 282 to 2357 and encodes 691 amino acids. Gene Ontology annotation, molecular function: ATP binding; protein kinase activity. The transcript has 6 exons.